AUGGAAGUUUCAAAUGAUAAUCAUCAUCAUAUUCAAUUAAAGGAAACCGUUUUGGUGGGAAAAACUUUAGUAGCUUUUACUAGUGUAUUUGUUACUCAAGGUGUACUCUUAUUUGGAUAUGAUCAAGGGGUUAUGAGUUCAUUAUUAACCAAUGGAUAUUUCCAAUCUUAUUUCAAUAAUCCUAGUCCUGUAGAAAUUGGUACUAUGAUUGCAAUUUUAGAAAUUGGGGCCUUGUUUUCAUCAUUUGCUGCAGGGAAAAUUGGUGAUUCUAUAGGUAGAAGAGCUACAAUCAGGUGGGGGGCUUUAAUUUUUGUUAUUGGUGGAUCCAUGCAAACAUUUUCUUUUAAUAUAGUCAGUUUAUCGAUUGGUAGAUUAAUUGCCGGGGUAGCUGUGGGACUUUUAACCACAAUUAUUCCUUGUUACCAAUCUGAAAUCAGUCCUCCUGAUGAUAGAGGGUUUUUUGCAUGCUUAGAAUUUACAGGUAAUAUUUUGGGUUAUGCUAGUAGUAUUUGGAUUGAUUACGGAUGUAGUUAUAUCGAAAGUAAUUGGUCAUGGAGAUCUCCUUUAUUGAUUCAAGUUAUUAUUGGGUUCUUAUUAUUUUUAGGUUCUUUCAUUAUUGUGGAAACUCCUAGAUGGUUAUUAGAUAAAAAUCACGACCUUGAAGGUAUGAUUGUUAUUUCUGAUUUAUAUGCUAAUGGAGAUGUUGAAGAUGAAAAGGCUAAAGAAGAAUAUAGACAGAUUAAAGAAGAUAUCCUUAUUUCUAGAAUUGAAGGUGGUGAAAGGAGUUAUCACUAUUUAAUCACUAGAUAUACUAAGAGAUUAUCAGUGGCAUGUUUUUCCCAAAUGUUUGCUCAAUUGAAUGGUAUUAAUAUUGUUUCUUAUUAUGCUCCAAUGAUCUUCGAAUCUGCUGGUUGGAUUGGUAGACAAGCUAUUUUCAUGACAGGUAUCAAUGCUAUUAUUUAUAUCUUAUCUACAUUACCACCAUGGUGGUUAGUUGAUGGUUGGGGUAGAAAACCUUUAUUAUUGAGUGGUGCUGUAUUUAUGUGUAUUCCUUUAACUAUAAUUGCCUUCUCAUUAUAUGCUAAUAAUGAAUAUACUGCUAAUACCGUUGUUGUAUGUGUAUUUGUAUUCAAUGCUGCGUUUGGUAUGUCUUGGGGUCCAAUUCCAUGGAUGAUGAAUGAAGUUUUACCUAAUUCUGUUAGAUCAAAAGGUGCUGCACUUUCAACUGCCACUAAUUGGUUUUUCAAUUUCGUGGUUGGUGAAAUGACUCCUAUUUUGUUGGACGUUAUUAGAUGGAAAACUUAUUUAAUUCCUGCUGUAUCUUGUGUGUUAUCAUUCUUCUGUGUUUACUUGCUUUUCCCCGAAACUAAAGGAUUAACUUUAGAAGACAUGGGUUCAGUGUUUGACGAUUCAUCUUCAAUCUUCUCUUUCCAUUCUUCAGGAAAUGUUGGUUAUGGAUCUACUGACGAAAGAAGAGCAAGUAUCUCUGUUGAUGGAACUUCUGAUAUAUUUCAUCAAUCUGCAGCUUCAAUUGCUAGAAAUCCAAAUUUAAUGAAACCUGAUUUUGAUGGAAUUAUUACUGGUACUCCACCUCCUCCCGUACCAACAAAUCCUUCCAACUUACAUGUUCCUCAUCCUCCAUUGAAUCGUGCUGGAUCGGGUAAUAACCUCAAUAACAACUUGAAACCUAUUAAGUCAGAUGUUUCUUCUUCAUCAGCUUCUAUUGAUGGAUUAAAUCCCGUAGAUUCAAAUGUCCCUCCUCAAGAAAUUGAACCUCCAACUUUUGAUGAAAUUUAUAAGUAUAAAGUCAAUCAAAUGUUAGAACCUAACGUCAUUACCAAAGCUUGGUUCCUGUUAGUUGGCAGAACAAAAAAGAGUGAUGAAGAAGCUCCUUUUAUUCAUUAA
This is a messenger RNA of Yamadazyma jaroonii, 1905 nucleotides long. The record is from the annotation of a GenBank genome assembly. Lineage: Eukaryota; Fungi; Ascomycota; Pichiomycetes; Serinales; Debaryomycetaceae.